This is a messenger RNA of Caenorhabditis angaria, 2927 nucleotides long. The record is from the annotation of a GenBank genome assembly. Lineage: Eukaryota; Metazoa; Nematoda; Chromadorea; Rhabditida; Rhabditidae.
AUGAAUGAAAAUGAUCCGAGCCCGCUGGUUCGACGAAUGUCGAUUCGGAGAAAUCGCCGGCCAACUCAAAGAAUUGCGAUGCCUGUGGAUCAAGUUGUCAGACAAGGAGUAGCCAAUUUUGAGCCGGUUAGUUUUCAGACAAAAAUUUUUUUUGGAAGAGGGGGGGGGCUCUUUUUAGCUUUCUCAUCAGGGGCUGCUCACACGCUGUGCUAUCAAAAUACAAUUUUUCCGAAGCGCCGAUUAGCACCUAGCGUAUCCCGUUAGAAUGUCGGUCAACGUUCUCUGCGUCUCUCAAAAAUCCUCAUCUAUCACCACAGUGUGGGUUGAAGAGAUUUACUCAUAAAAAUCCUUUCAAGGCUCAGCUCAUUUUGAAAAAAUAAUGAGUUAGGAUAAGUAAAAGCUUUUAGAGCAUCUAUAUGACUGAAAAUUCCAAUUUUAUGGGGUGAAGAAAAAAUUGUGGUUUGUGAGGGGUGUAUUUGUUUUGGGAAGGUAUACUGUAGCUAGGGAUUUUCAGAAAGAUUCGAAAAAAGUUCUUAUUGGCGCCAAAAUGUACAGUAAUCUGAAGAAUUUCUAGUGGCAAAAACAACACAUUUUGGGCAAAAAUUUUAGGAAGCUUUAGAAGAAAAAUGUACAGUAAUCCAAAUCGUACUUGGUGUCAAAAAACGGCAAGUUUUUCUGGAUGCAAACAACUACAGUAACCCUAACCUACAGUAAUCUACAGUAACCCUAACCUAGUCAUAUUUGGAAUCAAAAAACGCCGAUUUUCGAGGUCAAUUUGAACUGCAGAAUUCGAAGUUUUCUUGGUUUCGUUUUCCUGGAAAAUUUCAAAAGUCAAAAAAUUAAUUAGUCGAUCAUUUUUCUAACAAAAAUUACACAAAAAAAUUUUGAUAGAGCAAACAUAAUAUUUUGGUAAGUUAUUACACUUUGAGAAGCACUGUCUUCUAUUUUUUUCGCUCUUUUUUCCCAUGUUUUUUUUCAAUACAAAGGUUCUCACAUUAAAAAAUUUCACUCACAUUAAAUCAUUUUCCAUUUUUUUCCUCUUUUUUCUUCUUUUUCUAAACUUCACCCAAAUUUAGUGUUUCCACGUAUUUGUUGCAACACCUGACAAACAUCUGUUAUUCAUUUUCAAAUAAAAAAUAUGUAGGAAAAUUUAUAUUUUCAAUACGGUACCAAUUUGUACUUUUAGGAAAUUUCGCUGACGUGGGACACAUUUUUUGGACUUUUCAAGAUAUAAAAAAGGAAUUUCAAGAUUUGAAAAAAAAAGUUUCCAUUGUGAACAUGUGAUUUUGAAAAUGGGGAGUUCUAAUUGAUAACUGAAACCUAUAAUUAUUGGUUUUUUGUCAAAUUGAAUACAAUAAAAAGAGUUAAAAAUGAUAUUGACAAAAAAAGUUAUGUUAUAACUUGUGAAAGAGGAAUCUCUGAAACUCCCUGGAGUUUUCUGAAAUUUUCUGAAGCCCUGUAGAAGCUCCAAAGCUUCCUAAACUCUUCUGAAGACUUUUUGAAGAUUCCUAGAGUUUCGUAAACAUUUUUGAAGCUUUCUGAAAUUUUCUAAAGCUCCCCAAAGCUUCUCAUAUUCUCCUGGAGCUCACUGAAGUCUUUUGGAGCUUCCUGAUGUUUUUAGACCUUCCUGAAGCUUUAUGAGUUAGGAUAUCUCAACUUUUUUAUGUAAUAUUCAAAUUUCAUGAAAAUUCAAAACUUUUUUGAGAACUCAAUUUUUCGAUUUUCGAAUUUGGCAUGGCUCAGCUUUGAAGUUUUUUCAUGACUGAGUCGUGAUAAGUCUCUCAACAUCAACUAAAAACAUAAAUUUUUCCUCCAGAAACCCAACUUCAAAAAUUCCAGAUGAUUGCUCCACCGCCACCAUCACCAAAUCCACCAGUCAACAUGAACAUUCACAGAAUGGUUCGCGCUUUCGAUGUUGAUCCAUUGCUUCCACCAUUAGAAAUGCCAGAAUAUUUGCGGGUAAAUAAAUGAAUUCUCUCAAAAAAAAACUCUCAAAAAAAAUCUGUAAUUUUCAGAAUGCAAGACCAAACAUGGGACGACCUGAAAAUCGCUACCCAGCUCGGCAAUUUGCUGAAGAUCGAGUUGCUCUCAUUGAAGAAGAAGAUGAAGCUGAAGAUGAAGCUAUGAAUAUUGUGGAUGAGGAGCAUAAUGAGGUAGAUCAGGGUCCGAUGAAAAAUAUAUCUUCUAGAAACUUCAGAUCAAAAAUUCUGAAUUUUCAAAAAUAUUUUUAAAUUUUGAAAAAGUUCUGAAUCUUUUCUCAGAAACUUGGCAGCUUUUCUAAAAUUACAGACCAAAAUUUGAAAAAAAAUUUUCAGGAUGCUUACCGUGUCGAAUUUCACAUCCCACCAAUUGAAUACAGAGUAAGCAAUCCAAAAAAAUCAGACUUAUGGUAAAUCCAAAUUUUCCAGGGAUUCUUCAGAAACUUGCCAUUCCGUGGACCAGAUCGUCGUGGUGUUGUGCUUGCUGGACAAAGAGCUGCAAAUGUAUGAAAAUUGAAUUUUUAUGAAAAUUAAAAAAAAUUCUGCAUAUAAAAUAUUUCAGAAUCUUCAAGCUCGCUUCAUUCGUCAUCCAAGGGUUCAUAAUAAUGUGGGUUUGGCAAAAAAAAUCUGGAAUUUCAGAGAUGUAAAACUGAAAUUCACAAAUUUCCAGGCUCGCCGUGGACAAGCAUCGGUUGGAACUCAAACCGAGCCACGCAACAGAAAUGCAGUCAACAAUUUUGGAAGAGUUAGUCUAACUUCUUGGCAAAAAUAUAAUCAAAUUUGUUUGUUUUUCAGAACAACGCGGCUCCGAAUCAAGCUGGAGCAUCGGUGAGUUAAAAUAUCUCGACAUUAAAAAAUCACAGAAAAAAUGAUUUUCAGGGAAGUUUGGUGCGAAAUCUACCAGAUGUUAGUGAAGAAGAACGCAUGGAAGAGGGCUCUGAACAAUAA